AUGACAACACCAGACACCCUGGAAUCUGCUCUCACGCACUGGGAAAGGUCUGAUUCACCCAACAAGGUCGCGGACCGGCUAGGCCUUCCACUCACCCAGCCUGCCCUCCCAGCCCUCCCAGCCCUCCCAGCCCGCUGCCGCCCCUCUCCUACCCUUGGCUCAGCGGGAACCGCUCAACGUGAAGGACUACGGAACCCACCUGCACCGCGCUCUUACGGAGUGCACGAACGAGAAGAGCAGCCGCCCACCUACUUCUACAUCCGGGACGCGGGGUUGGAGGGUACUACUGCGGAGGAGCACUUCCGGGUCUGCACAGCCCCGCCGCCUAAGCGUCCCGCGCCGAAACUCCACACCGCGUGGUCGCUGCUGCCCUCUACUGGCUGCUCCUCUCCAGGAGAUCUGCUCCAAGUGGACCGCUCUGAGCCUGGGAAGCAAAUCUUUCAGUCUUUUACAGGGCAUGGAAGGCUGGAGAAGGACUCUGGGGCUAUGGAAGAGUGUCUUUCCUUUUCUCUUCAGGCUUUUGUCCCAAAAUUUGAAAAGGUUCCUUGGAUUAGUGAGACCAGCCUGGUAAACAAGCCACUGGUACUCAGCAUUCCUGGAAGGUAUCACUACUCUGCCACUGUUCUGACCUCAUACAAGAAGGAUAUAGAUUUGCCAAGUUUGCUUCAAGUUCCAGAUGUCAUAUUGAAGGCCAGAACGAGCAAACAUGAAAGCCUGUCGCCUGGAAACAAGCACCUGUGCUCCAUGUGUCAAGAGUGUCCGACAGUGAAAGUGAAAACGGCACAGCCAAAAAGCGUCAUGAUCCCACGCCUUCAGACACCAUCCUCCCAGAAUUCUGUGCAUCACAGAGAGAUGAACCUUCAGCAUCUGGAUGUCCAGCAGGUUAAUCAUUCCCGCAAUGACAUUCCAACAGAGAGCAUUUGCUACAGACUGCCCAUUAUGGGUCCCAGGACUGCUGUCUUCCACAGGCUGCUGUCAGGGGCCUACAAAACUCCUCAGGAGAAGCAACACCUCCCUUUUCCCAGAAAGAAAGGAAUGAGCAAGAUAAUGAAGCCAUGA
Molecule: messenger RNA, 1059 nt
Organism: Acomys russatus (golden spiny mouse)
Lineage: Eukaryota; Metazoa; Chordata; Mammalia; Rodentia; Muridae
Gene: C6H1orf105
Product: chromosome 6 C1orf105 homolog
Exons: 8
Coding region: 1-1059 (352 amino acids)
Source: RefSeq, a predicted model, not a curated record